Truncatella angustata is the source of this 840-nucleotide messenger RNA. Its product is annotated as putative cis-prenyltransferase. The coding region runs from base 1 to 840 and encodes 279 amino acids. Gene Ontology annotation, cellular component: endoplasmic reticulum; dehydrodolichyl diphosphate synthase complex; lipid droplet. The transcript has 3 exons. Gene Ontology annotation, molecular function: ditrans,polycis-polyprenyl diphosphate synthase [(2E,6E)-farnesyl diphosphate specific] activity. The record is from RefSeq and is a predicted model, not a curated record. NCBI's taxonomy places the organism in Eukaryota, Fungi, Ascomycota, Sordariomycetes, Amphisphaeriales, Sporocadaceae.
AUGUCUUCCAGCCUGAGCAAAUGGCUUCUCACCUCGCCACCGAUAGAAUGGGCGUUAAAGAACGCGAGAGAGCUACUCAUUGGGACUUUGCGCCAGGGUCCUAUUCCGCAACACGUCGCCUUUGAGAUGGACGGCAACAGACGAUUCGCCAAGAACCAUCACAUCGAAGCGAUAGAAGGUCACAAUCUGGGAUUCGAGGCGCUGGCGAGGGUCUUGGAGAUAUGCUACAAGUGUGGUGUCAAGGUCGUCACUGUGUACGCCUUCAGCAUCGAGAACUUCAAUCGGCCCAAGUCAGAGGUCGGAGGACUGAUGAAGAUGGCCAAGAUCAAGCUGGAGCAACUGUGUCAACAUGGGGAGCUUCUGGACCGUUACGGAGCAAGUAUACGCGUCCUUGGGGAGCGAGACUUGAUCCCUGCGGAUGUCUUACCGUUUGUCGACAAGGCUGUUGAGAUGACAAAACAUAACAAGAACGCUGUUCUGAACAUCUGCUUUCCAUAUACAUCAAGAGCCGAGAUGACACAUGCUAUAAAAGCAACAGCAGAAAAGCCGAGAUCCAUCGAGUUCAAAGACAAAGAGACUAUCACGGCCGAGACCUUGGACAGCCAUAUGUAUACGGGUGACAGCCCGCCACUCGAUAUAUUUGUUCGGACUAGUGGAGUGAUGCGGUUGAGCGACUUCAUGCUGUGGCAAUGUCACGAAAACACGCAUAUCUUCUUCUUGAGGUGCUUCUGGCCCGAGUUCGAUUUGUGGCACUUUGUCCCUGUCCUUGUGGAAUGGCAAUGGCGACAGAAGCAGCUGGGUAGAGAAGGCCAGGCGGGACGACGAAUCAAGACCGAAUAA